UCUUCCUUCUUCCUCUUUCUCUCUCUCUCUCUCUCUCUCUCUCUCCCCUCUCCGUCUCGCCUCCUCGACCUCACCUCCUCGUCGCCCAUUUCAGAUGGUGAAAUGCCCUUGAAGCUUAUGGUGGUUUGUCGCCAUGAAGUAGAAGCCAUGCCCUUUAUGGCUUUUACGGAAGGUGGUGUUUGACUUUGAAACAAAAACAAGUUUGAAUUUAUUUGGUUUAUUAAUUUUUAUAUUUAUUUAGAGAGCCUAAGAGGGUUUGGUGGUGCUGAGGAGGGUGUCCAAAUUAUUUGAUUGGAAGGGUCUGCAGAUUGAUGAGAUUUGGUGGGUUUGAGGAUUUGAUGCGGCCUCAUUCUUCCGUAAGGGCUUCAAUACUUCCUUAGUUUCAGUGAUGCAAAAAGUUAGAUUCUUUUUCUUCAACUAGUUUGAUAAAGUUAGAGGUCUUUGUUGAUGGGCUUGAAGAACUUCGGAUUUUCGAGCUUGUUUGUAGCUGAAUUCAGAUUGUUUGAGGAUUUCCCAUUUGGAUUUAGGCCUUCUUCUCGGCUCCAGGACGAGGAGGAGGUGAAUAGGGUGGUUUUGUGGGUGUAAAGCUGGGUUGGGAUUUGGUAUAAUUACUGGGGAGGAUGGAGGAAGAGGCGUAUUCUUGGAUUCGGAGAACGAAAUUUUCUCAUCGGUUUGAUUCUUCAAGAUUGGCCGCCCUUCCGUUAGCCCUGCAGGACGUCCGGAUAGCCGGAUUAAAGUCAAGGCCUGCACCGGCAGCGGUGGCAGAAGCGGAAGCAGCUCCUUCGAAGCAGAAAUCGAGUUCCAGUAAUUCAAAGAUUCAGAGGAAUUCUGUUCAUACGCCGGUUAGGCGAAAUCUUCUUACCAACAAGCAGAGAUCUUUGUCCCCUGUGCGUCAGAUCCACAUCUCCGAUGCGUUUAAGGAAGCCAAGUCUGAUACGAAGAGGUUUUCGACACCACAUCCUAAGAGAAAGGGGUUGGGAAGGUUGUUCGGUAAGGAUUCGCACAGUAAGUCAUCGAAUUCGAUGAAUACGAGCCCCCUCAGGCACUUGGCUUCUAUGAAAGUCAAUGACAAGACGAAGAGCCGGAAGGAGUCGCCUUGGGCCAAGUACUUUGAUCAUGCCGGCGGGAGAGUCAAUGCCGUGGACGCUGCCGAUGAAUUUUGCGUUGAUUUGUCGAAGCUGUUUCUUGGGCUUAAAUUUGCUCAUGGGGCGCAUAGCAGGCUUUACCAUGGUAUCUACAAUGACAAAGCUGUUGCUGUUAAGAUUAUCAGGGUGCCGGAGGAUGACGAAGGCGGGGUGUUGGCAGCUCGAUUGGAGAAACAGUUUAACAGAGAAGUCACUCUUCUAUCUCGUCUCCACCAUUCGAACGUCAUAAAGUUCAUUGCAGCGUGCAGAAAGCCACCGGUUUAUUGUGUAGUCACGGAAUAUCUAUCAGAGGGUUCCUUGAGGGCAUAUCUGCACAAGCUUGAGGAAAAAUCUCUUCCUCUGGAGAAACUGGUUGCUAUUGCCUUGGACAUUGCUCGGGGAAUGGAAUACAUCCACUCGCAAGGAGUCACUCAUCGGGACCUUAAGCCCGAAAAUGUUCUUAUUGAUGAAGAAUUCCACCUGAAAAUUGCUGAUUUUGGCAUAGCCUGUGAGGAGGCGUACUGUGAUUCGUUGGCCGACGACCCUGGGACAUACCGUUGGAUGGCCCCAGAGAUGAUCAAGCGUAAAUCCUAUGGACGGAAGGUUGACGUGUACGGCUUUGGACUCGUCCUGUGGGAAAUGGUAGCCGGAGCAAUCCCCUACGAGGAUAUGAAUCCCAUUCAGGCUGCUUUUGCUGUUGUGAACAAGAAUUUGAGGCCUGUUAUCCCCAAGGGUUGCCCAUCUGCAAUGCGGGCGUUGAUCGAGCAAUGCUGGUCCUUGCAUCCGGAGAAAAGGCCCGAGUUUCCGCAGGUCGUAAAGGCAUUGGAGCAAUUCGAGUCUUCCCUCGCCCGUGACGGAACCUUGAAUCAUGUAACAAGUCCAAUCUGCCAAGAUCACAAGAAGGGGAAGCUCCUUCACCGGAUUCAGAAGCUUGGUCCUGUGCAUCCUCAUAGCACACCAACGCCUAAACCCAAGUUCUCUUGAAUCAUCCAUCCUUCUUGUGAGACCUCCUGGCUUUUGUAGCGUCACCAGGUCAAAAUUGUAAUUAAAAAAAAGGUUCGUUUUCUCUUAAGCCUUUUGAUUUGUAAUCUUCUGUGAUGUCACAUUCACGUUGAACAAGUGGAAUUGAAUUAAUAGAUUGAUAGGCAAAUAUAUAUUUUUUAUAUUAUACACGUACA
This is a messenger RNA of Malus domestica (apple), 2302 nucleotides long. RefSeq names its product serine/threonine/tyrosine-protein kinase HT1-like. Gene Ontology annotation, molecular function: ATP binding; protein kinase activity. The record is from RefSeq and is a predicted model, not a curated record. Gene Ontology annotation, cellular component: cytoplasm. Gene Ontology annotation, biological process: signal transduction; protein phosphorylation. NCBI's taxonomy places the organism in Eukaryota, Viridiplantae, Streptophyta, Magnoliopsida, Rosales, Rosaceae.